Messenger RNA from Chrysochloris asiatica (Cape golden mole), 2295 nucleotides. RefSeq names its product solute carrier family 27 (fatty acid transporter), member 3 (gene SLC27A3). NCBI's taxonomy places the organism in Eukaryota, Metazoa, Chordata, Mammalia, Afrosoricida, Chrysochloridae. The record is from RefSeq and is a predicted model, not a curated record. The transcript is spliced from 11 exons. Gene Ontology annotation, cellular component: endoplasmic reticulum; mitochondrion. Gene Ontology annotation, molecular function: long-chain fatty acid transmembrane transporter activity; long-chain fatty acid-CoA ligase activity.
AUGACCUCCCCAGAAAUCUGGCGGUCUGGGCCUCCACCUUUCCCCUACUUAGCUCUUGGGACCCCACCCACCCCCUGGGUAGGGGGAGGCUGGGUGGGAAGGGGCGUGUGCCAGCGCACGCGCGCUCCCGGAAAGGAGAGGUUUUAGAGCAAGAACGAGAGGCCCCAGUUUUUCGGGAAGAAAUAUCUGGGGUGUUUACGAAGAAGCUGGAGCCAGACGGUGGCGAGUCGGAGAGAGGGUACCAUGGCCGCUCUCCUGCUGCCCCUCCUUCUGUUGCUGCCGCUGCUCUUGCUGAAGCUGCACCUCUGGCCACAGCUGCGCUGGCUCGCAGCAGAUCUGGCCUUCACCGUCCGCGCCCUCCGCUGCAAACGAGCUCUCCGAGCCCGCGCCUUGGCCGCAGCUGCCGCCGACCCAAAAAGUCCCGACGGGGGCUGCAGCCUUGCUUGGCGUCUGGCGCAGCUGGCCCGGGAGCGCCCUGCACACACCUUUCUCAUUCACGGCGCAAGGCGCUUCAGCUAUGCGGAGGCGGAAUGCGAUAGUAACCGGGUGGCGCGCGCCUUUUUGCGCGCGCGGGGCUGGGACGGAGGACCCGGCAGUGGUGGUGGUGGCACUGAGCGUGCCAGGGAAGGCGAACGGCAGGCGCAGGGAACAGGAGACGCGGCCGGAAGCCGAGCGGCGCUGGCUGAGUGUGAAGGAGAUGCUACAGCCAGAGUUGGAGAAGUCGCAGCCCCUCUGGAGCCCGGGGCAACAGUGGCGUUGCUCCUCCCCUCUAGCCCAGAGUUCCUAUGGCUCUGGUUCGGUCUGGCCAAGGCUGGCCUAUGCACUGCCUUUGUGCCCACCGCCCUGCGCCGGGGCCCCCUCCUGCACUGCCUCCGCAGCUGCGGCGCGCGCGCGCUGGUGCUGGCGCCAGAGUUCCUGGAGUCCUUGGAACCUGAUCUGCCUGCUCUAAGAGCCAUGGGGCUCCGCCUGUGGGCUGCAGGCCCUGGAAAAUUGCCUGCUGGAAUCAGUGAUUUACUGGCUGCUGCCUCAGCUGAAGUGGAUGGGCCAGUUCCUGGGUACCUAUCGGCCCCUCAGAGCAUAAUGGACACCUGCCUGUACAUCUUCACCUCUGGCACCACAGGUCUCCCCAAGGCUGCUCGCAUCAGUCAUCUGAAGAUCCUGCAGUGCCAGGGCUUCUACCAUCUGUGUGGUGUUCACCAGGAGGAUAUCAUCUACCUGGCCCUCCCACUCUACCACAUGUCUGGCUCCCUGCUAGGCAUUGUGGGCUGCCUGGGCAUCGGGGCUACAGUGGUGCUGAAGUCCAAGUUCUCAGCUGGUCAGUUCUGGGAGGACUGCCAGCAGCACAAUGUGACGGUGUUCCAGUACAUCGGGGAGUUGUGCCGGUACCUUGUCAACCAGCCCCCGAGCAAGGCAGAGCAUGACCAUAAAGUCCGGCUGGCAGUGGGCAGUGGGCUACGUCCAGACACCUGGGAGCGUUUUGUGCGGCGCUUUGGGCCCCUACAAGUGCUGGAAACAUAUGGAAUGACAGAGGGAAAUGUAGCCACUUUCAACUACACAGGACAGCAGGGUGCGGUAGGACGCGCCUCGUGGCUUUACAAGCGCCUGUUCCCCUUCUCUUUGAUUCGCUAUGAUGUCACCACAGGGGAGCCGGUUCGGGAUGCCCAGGGGCGCUGUGUGGCCACAUCUCCCGGUGAGCCAGGGCUGCUAGUGGCUCCCGUUAGCCAGCAGACCCCAUUCCUGGGCUAUGCCGGGGGCCCAGAGUUGACCCGGGGAAAGCUGCUGGAGAAUGUCUUCCGACCUGGGGAUGUUUUCUUCAACACUGGGGACUUGUUGGUGUGUGACGACCAAGGCUUCCUUCGCUUCCACGACCGUACUGGAGAUACCUUCAGAUGGAAGGGGGAAAAUGUGGCCACAACCGAGGUGGCUGAGGUCUUAGAAGCCCUGGAUUUUCUUCAGGAGGUGAACGUCUAUGGGGUCACUGUGCCAGGACACGAAGGAAGGGCUGGAAUGGCAGCCCUGGUGCUGCGUCCCCCCCACUCUCUGGACCUUGUGCAGCUCUAUACCCACAUUUCUGAGAACUUGCCACCUUAUGCCCGGCCUCGAUUCCUAAGACUCCAGGAAUCUCUGGCCACCACAGAGACUUUCAAACAGCAAAAGGUCCGGAUGGCAAAUGAGGGCUUUAACCCAAGCUCACUGUCCGACCCACUCUACGUUCUGGACCCAGCUGCGGGUGCCUAUCUGUCUCUCACACCUGCCCGGCACAGUGCCCUCCUGGCUGGGGACCUUCGCAUCUGA